CUGCGGGGGCGGAGUCCAAUCUGUCCGGGACAGCGGAGCUACCAGCGCCCUGCGGGUCCACCCAGCGGGAGAGCCCAGGGUGGUAGCAGCGCCUGGACCCCGCGCGCCCUGAGCGUCCUCCAAGGUAAAGCGCACAGUCACCUGAGAUUUAGCUAGCUGACACUGGAUGUCACCAUUGUGCUGUGAAAUGUGGAUGCAGAACAGGCUGUCUAAAAAAAGACAGGAAGCCAGCUCGGGCUCCUGGGCCCGGGUGUACUGACCGCUCCACCACUGGUUCCAAACACCUGGCUGAUUGUCUCUAUGGGGAAGCCUGCUUUGUUGCAAUGGAAACACCCUUGAACUUGGUGUCUGAAAGAUAAAGGUUUGAGUUUCAGCCCUGUUAGUUUUACCGUGAUCUUUGAGCCGGAAUUCACGAUGACGACAGUAGCCGUGACCACAGAGGCCCCCUCAAGGGGUGAGACAGAAGAUAGUUCUUCCCCAUGUGAGUCCUCAUCAGCUCACGUUAUCGAAGAAACCGAGUAUGUGAAAAUGAUUCGAACUACCCUGGAAAAGAUCCGAAAUCAAAUGUUUAAAGAUGAAGCCGGACAUAACAGUACAAAGCACAAACUGGACGCAAAGUGCUGUCGAAACAUUCAAAAUGGCUCUGGCCCUGCUGUGGACCCCUUGUGUUGCAGUCUGAAUCUGCUCAUGGAAAGAAUGAGAGGCAAAGACCUACAGCUCUUAGAAAUGAACAGAGAGAACGAAGUCUUGAAAAUCAAGUUGGAAGCCUCCAGAGAAGCGGGGGCAGCAGUCCUGAGAAACGUGGCCCACAGACUAUUUGAAAUCUACGAAACACAGUCUGAAGAAGUUAAAAAGAAGCAUGAAGACAGUAAACACUCUCUCCAGGUCAACAGACUGGAAAAAGAACAGGAGUUGAAACAACAGCUUGAAAAUCUGAACCAAGCUGCAGAAAAGCUUGAAGAAAAGCAAAAUCAAGUCGCAGCGUUGGAGAACCUUGUCCAGAGAAUGGAAAAGGAAAAGAGCACACUGCUAGAGAGAAAACUGUCUUUGGAAAACCAGCUGCUGCAACUCAAAUCCAGCAAGACAUGCGCUAAAAGUUGCCAGGAUCUUCAGAAGGAGAUCUCCGUUCUCCAGGAGCAGAUCUCGCACCUGCAGUUCGUGAUUCACUCCCAACACCAGCACCUGCGCAGAGUCAUCCAGGAGAUGGAAGGACUAAAAAAUAAUUUAAAAGAGCAAGAUAAAAGAAUUGAAAAUCUGAAAGAAAAAGUUAACAUAUUGGAAGCCCAGAAUAAAGAACUAAAAACCAAAGUGGCACUUUGGUCUGAAACUCCUAGGACAAUGGUGUCUAAGGCCGUGGCUACAAGCGAACUGAAGACUGAAGGCAACACCCCCUACUUCAUGUUGGUUAGGCUACGGAAGUGAGCUGGCUGGCUGAAGAUCGCAUGAGAAAGAACACUACGUGGGUCUUAUUUAUUCCUUUAAACACAGUGGAAACUUGCAUGUUAAAAAUGGCUCAAUGCCAGUAUUUCAUGGAAUUCAUUAUACAUCAAUAGCUUUACAGGAAGAUGACAUUCCAGGAAAUCGAACAAAUAUAUAUUCGAGGGAAGGAAAUCUUUCUUCAAAACUUAAUAAAUGGGUGAAGAAACCAGGUGCCUUAUCAUGAUGAAAGAUGAAUUCUAUUUUUAAGUUUUAAAAAUCUGAACCUUUUUUUGCCUAAGGGAGUGGUUUAAGGUUGUCAACUUUGACCUUUUGAUAGUGUUUUCCAUUUAUUUAAAUAGAAGAAAGAGUUUUUAUGUAUAUGAAUGGAUGUUGUAUUUUAAAGUUGACUUUUGAAUAAUAAAAAUACCUUACCAUGAUUUAAAUUCAUCUUCUGACCAUUGUUAGAGGAACAGUUAUUUUCUAUUGAAGUAUGAGCUGGGAAAGUUCCUUUUUAACUAAUGCACCAACACACACAACCCUCCCAAAUUGAGAAUCAUGGUGAGCUCCCCACACCUGAGGAGUUGGGAUGGCAAGUUGGUUGCUAAAGGCACCCCCCCUCCACACACACACACAUAUAAGUACAAAGGAAUGCACUUUACGACUCAUUUUCUUUUCCAUAGUCAUUAUAUUAUCUAAUGUUGUUAGCUCACACCUCCAUAAAAAUACAUGUAUCAUGAGUUCAAAGAGCAGUGGCUGCUGUCUGCAGCCAGGAAGAAUUGGACUUCAUGAAUUAAAAUCACGUGUCCAGAGCUUUUGUGCUUGAAUUUGGAUAGGUGCUUUCAUUACAGGUGUAGUUUAUGAUUGCUGUCGAGCCAAACUCCGACUUGGAGAACUUGCAGAUAGUGACCCUCAGGAAGACAGAGUGCUCGUUGACUAAAGGAAUAAAGGGAGACCUUAGCCACCCUACAGGCUGAAUUGCUCUAAGCCUUUUGAUCAUCCUCUCUGGUAUAUAACUACAUACAUUUUCUCAGGAAAGAUGCUGAAAUCCUUUCAGUGUGGAAUGUGAAAUACCAGUAUUAUCUAUGAAAUACUUAAGGGUAUGCACAAAUGAGGUGAAGUAGUGGAUUUAUAAAUUUAUCAAAGGAUGGUAACCCUUGAAAUGUUACAUGGCUGUGCACUAGAGAAAUUUACCUGUAACUCAGAGAUUGUGUGGGUUUCUCUGACCCCUCGAUCAUUAUGCUGGAUUAUAGUAAACUCGAGAUUUGUGAAUGAACCCAUCUAACUGAGCUAACGGCCUGGAUGGUUUCCAUUAGAAACCUGUAUUUUAAAGUCAAAAAUGGAAAGACACUGUUAGAUAUUUUUUGGGUUUACCUAUAUUCAUUUUUUAUACAGAAGGACAGUUGGACGGAAUAGAGAUAGGACCUUCUCAGGGAGUAUCCAGGUCCACUUUGGAAGCAAUGGUCAUUGGAUCUUCUGAGUAUGCAAAUAAGCAGUUUCAGGUACCUAAAGAGAUCUGAACUCUUCAAACACAAAAGUAUUAUUUUAGUAGCAUUGGGAUAUUUAUUGGUCAUAUGGAUUACUUUCUGGAGCCUAAUUAUUUCAACUUAUAUCACUUGAAAUACUAUUAAAUAAACAUUUCUGAGUCAUAAAACAAAUGAUUACAGUGAAAAAAUUUCUUAGUCUAAAAUUAGUAGCACACAGGAAAUACACAGAAACACUAGUUCAAUUGAGUCAACAUAAUUGUAAUUAGAGUAACUAAUAUUUGAUAAGAAGGUCUGAGGUGAGCCUUGAAGUGAAUACAUGGAAAUUUAGUUUCACUUUGAUUCCAUGUAGUGUUAUAAUUUAUUAUUAAUAAAUGUUUAAACAAUUGAUACAUCUUUUGAAUAACUGCUUA
Messenger RNA from Artibeus jamaicensis (Jamaican fruit-eating bat), 3313 nucleotides. RefSeq names its product coiled-coil domain containing 68 (gene CCDC68). The transcript has 14 exons. Gene Ontology annotation, biological process: intracellular signal transduction. The record is from RefSeq and is a predicted model, not a curated record. The coding region runs from base 415 to 1422 and encodes 335 amino acids. Lineage: Eukaryota; Metazoa; Chordata; Mammalia; Chiroptera; Phyllostomidae. Gene Ontology annotation, cellular component: intracellular anatomical structure.